AUGUCGCGUGUCGCAAGUAACUAUUCAGCACCGCGCUAUAAUAAUAAUACUGGACAAUCAAAACCUCCAAGUAAUAAAAAUAGUAUUGGUAAUGGUAGUGGACAUGGCAUUACUGUACGUAGUGCAGCACCACCACCUAUACAAAAAGAAACUGUACAUGCUUGUCCAAUAUGUAAUGGUGAAUACAAAGAUCCACGAGUAUUACCAUGUACUCAUACAUAUUGUUUAAAUUGUAUUCGAGACAAAUUAAUGAAUAAUAAUCGAGUUACUUGUCCAAAAUGUCAACAACAAGUUGAUGAAAUCGAUCUAAACGAUUUACCACGUAAUCUUAUUUUAAGCCAAGAAUGGCGUAUGAAUGUUCAACCUGUAACAUCAAUUCCAACACCUAAAAAACCCGUUACAUAUCAAUCAAUUAUUUCAACACCAACACAAAUGUCCAAUCAACAAGAUAAACGUAAACCAAGUAUAGCAGAAAGUAAUGGUCAUGAUUCAUUAACAGGUGGAACAAAAUCAUAUGGAAUUACUUCACUUGUUAAUGCAUUUAGUAAAUCAUCAGGAGCUAGUGGAAAAACUAGUACACGAUCAUCUCGUUCAUCAAGUAGAUCUAAUAUACAACCAGUUGUCUCCAAUUUAGUAAAAAUUUAUUCUGAAGCUACAUCAACACAACCACUUGAAAAACCAAGAAGUGAAAGUGUUGCAUCAACAGGAAAAAAUGAUGAAUUAAUAAAAAUUUUUGAACAAGCAACACAUCGUUCAUCACAACAACAACAACAACAACGAACAUCAUCAGCAUCCAUUAGUAAACGACCAUCACAAGCACGUGAAGAAGCUUAUGAAGAUAUGACAUGGGACACUCUUGUACAUGGAACUGUUCCAGUAGCUCCUCCAUUUCCUGAUCAAUGGCAAAAAGCAACGGAAAAUCUUCAUUAUCCACCACAAGCAAUUGAACGACCAAUAUCAGCUGCAACAACAUCUGAUCGAAGUUCAACUGUAGAUAAUCUUCGUGAUAUAAUUGCAUCUAUAAAUCAACAUUCGCAUGAUGGAACUCCUCCAUCAUUUCCACAAGGACAAAUUCUAUCUCCUCAAUCGCAUAGUCGUCCUUCAACUGCUUCUCGUUCACAAAAUGAUUUUGAUGAUGAUGAUGAUGAUGGUGACAAUCAAAUUCCUAUACAACCACCAGUCUAUGCUAGUAUCCAACCAUCAGUCUAUGCUAGUAUCCAACCACGACCACCAAGUCGUCAUAGUAGUCGUGCUGAUAGCGUUCUAAGUAAUGCUACUAGUUCAACAAUAAGACAGUCUCCAGCUCCACCAAUAAUAAAUACUUAUCAACAACGAUUAAGUGUUGCAUCAACUCCGCAACAAAAACAACAACAACAACAACAAGCUGAUAAAAUGUCUGAUCGUAGUUCUUCAAUAACUUCACCGUUAGGACGAUCACCAGAACGAUUUCCACUACAAACUAUUCAAACAUUUGAUUUUGCUGGUGAUGAAGCUCUUAAACCACGAUCUCCAUCAGUGACAUCAAUUCGAUCAUUAGCUUCUGAAGAUAUCAAUGAACAAAUACCUAUCAAUCAAGCUAAAUUAUUAUCAACGGAACGCUUUCAAUCUGCUGUCAAUAUUCCACCUGUUGUUCAAACAAAUAAUUCAUCACGUGCUCGUUCACAAAUUAGUAGUGGUUUAUCGACUCCAACAAAUCGACCAGCAUCAAGAUCUAUGGAACGUGAUACACAUUAUCUUGUUCCAACUCUACCAUCAUCAUCAUCAACAACAAUAGCUGUAUCAUCACGUGUUGAUUUAUUAUUAUCGGAUCAAAAACGUUUAGAACGUGAAAUUGAUGAACAAAUAAAACGUUUAAAAUAUGAUUAUGAUGAUAUACGUAAACAAGUUCAUCGUAAAGAAUCUUCAAUACAUAAUGAAGUUAAAAAUAUCGCUGCAAAUCUUGAUGAUAAUAUAACAGAACAUUAUCAUCAACAACAAAAAAUUUAUGCUGAUUUAGCUACUGAUACAAAUACAAUUGGAAAUGAAUUAGAACGUUUAAAAUCUUUUACAUAUACAAAUAAUAAUAAACAACAAUUAUGGGAUAAUCUUGAAAAAAUUGAAUUUAAUAUACGAACUAUUCGUCGAACUGUUGAACAACAAAAACAAUCACGUGAUGCUUUAACAUUUUCUGAAGGACAUCGUGCUAUAGCAGCUGAUACAAUUGGACAAGUAACUUAUAAUCAAAUAGAAUCUCAUCGGCGUUUUAAUUCUCCACCACUACUACCACCACUACUACCACCACCACUACCACCAGCUCCAGCAUCAUUUCAAAUUGAACAAACUUCUACAAAUAUUGUACCAUAUAAAUAUAUUAAAAUUGAUCAUUUAUCAGCAUUGGAACCUGAAGCUAUAGCUAUGACAGAAAAUAAUAAAAAAAUUUUAUUAGGUAUAUGUAAUAAAUUAUUUAUACUUAAUGAAUAUGGUGAUACACUUAAAACAAUUCUAUUAGCACCAAGCAUACGUGGUAUAACAAUAUCAAAAAAAUAUCAAUCACAAAAUAUUGCUUACGUAUCACAUGAUGAAUCAAUAAGUAUGAUUGAUAUUGAUAGUGGACAAACAUUAGAUUGUGUUAAAGAAACAGAUUCAACUGGUCAAUCAGGUAUAUUUUUACCAUUAGGUAUUGAUACGGAUAAUAUACGUGGAGAUGUUUAUGUAUGUGAUUAUCGAAAUUCAUGUGUACUUAAAUUUGAUGAUAAACUUGAAUUUAUUAAACAAUGGAAAAUUUAUAAUCAUUCCGAUCAAUAUGAUGAAGCUCGACCAAAAUUAAUUUCUGUUUAUGGACAAAAAUUAUAUAUGAUUGUUGAACAUUCAUGUAAACCUUUUUAUAAUCAGGGUAUUGCUUAUACAUUUUCACUUCAUAUAUGUGAUGCUAAUUCUGGUAAUAUAAUAAAAAUAAUUGAUGCUGAUUUAUUAGCAACUCAACGUCUUCGUUGGCCAUGUUCUGUUCAAGCAAUAAGUAAUGAAAAAUGUUAUAUAUUAGAUACGAUGACAUCAGGCAAAUAUUUUAAUGGUCAAUGGCAAAAACAUUGGUCACGUGUACUUGAAAUUGAACAAGAUGGUCAUAAUGUUGUAACAGAAUUAUUUCAAUUAGAUAGUGAAGCAGCAACAAUGGCAAUGACUAAACAGAUUAUGAUUAUUGCUGCCAAUGGUGACAUACUUUUUGUUGAUUUAGGUUUUCUGUCUAAAAAACAAUCACAACAAAUUAGUUAUGAUCGUAAUUAUCAAAAUUUACCGUGA
Rotaria sp. Silwood2 is the source of this 3276-nucleotide messenger RNA. The record is from the annotation of a GenBank genome assembly. Lineage: Eukaryota; Metazoa; Rotifera; Eurotatoria; Philodinida; Philodinidae.